Messenger RNA from Ostrinia furnacalis (Asian corn borer), 1479 nucleotides. It is a transcript of the gene yata, whose product is annotated as N-terminal kinase-like protein yata. The coding region runs from base 226 to 1479 and encodes 417 amino acids. NCBI's taxonomy places the organism in Eukaryota, Metazoa, Arthropoda, Insecta, Lepidoptera, Crambidae. Gene Ontology annotation, biological process: protein phosphorylation. Gene Ontology annotation, molecular function: protein kinase activity; ATP binding. The transcript has 5 exons. The record is from RefSeq and is a predicted model, not a curated record.
AACGUCAAACAGACUGUCAUCGAGUUUUGUCAUCAUAUUUUUUGUGGAUGGAAAUAAAUUUAAUUUUUGGUUUUAGACGUAGAAAGGAAUAAUAAAUUUCAUUUAUUUCUACAUCUUCCGUUCAAAAUAUGACAUAGCACGUUUCUUUUAUAGUGUAUUGAUGCGUAGAUAUGCAACUUCUAUACACGCAAGUUUUAAAUAAUUAGUACGUAGAUCAAGUGCAGAAUGUGGUCGUUUUUCUCAAGAGAUCCUGCAAAGGAUUUCGCUUUCGACAUCGGAGAACCUGUACGUGGCUUAGAAGAUAGAUCAGUAUGGUCAAUGCACAAGGGUAAAAAGAGAAGCACUCAGGAGGAGGUGUCAAUAUUCUUGUUCGAUGUUCAGAAAAGUUCGGAGACGCAAUUUGACAUAGCUAAGGCCUCUCUUAAAAAACUAAAGACUAUGAGACACCCUAGCCUUUUACAUUAUUUAGAUAGUGUUGAAUCUGAGAAAUUUUUAUAUGUAGCUACAGAAUAUGUAGAGCCUUUAGCCACUCAUAUAGAGGAUAUGAAAUUACAAGGCCAACAAAGAGAGUUAUUCCUAGCGUGGGGUAUUUUUCAAAUUACUAGAGCAUUGUCAUUUCUCAACAACGAUGGCAACAUGAGGCACAACAAUGUAUGCUUAUACUCAGUGUUCGUCACACUGGCCGGUGAGUGGAAACUAGGGGGCUUUGAGUAUCUGACGUCACAGGGCCAGGAAGGCUCCAAUCCGAUACCGUUAAAAAUAAUGCCAUCUCUAGAAAUAUAUGAUCCUCCAGAGAAGAAGGAUCCAACCAAAUUGAAGGCAAUCACUAAGUGUUCUUCAGACAUGUGGGGCUUAGGGUGCCUAAUAUGGGAAGCCUUCAAUGGACCAUUAAAGAAUCAACCAGCGCUCAAGACUGUUGAUAACAUCCCCAAACAGCUAGGCACAUUGUACUGCGAGCUAGUCAGUGCUAACCCAGCCUCUAGACCGAAUCCAGCUGACAUUAUUACCAGAUGUCGCAAAAUGGGAGGCUAUUUCAAAAAUGACUUGAUUGAUUCAAUGCUGUUCUUAGAAGAAAUUCAAAUCAAAGAUAAGGCAGAGAAAGGGAAAUUCUUUUCAACUUUAACAUCCCAAUUGGAUAAUUUCCCAGAAGCUGUGUGUGUACACAAAAUCUUGCCAUCUUUGCUGACAGCAUUCAACUAUGGGGAUGCUGGUUCGGCCGUUUUGGCGCCUAUGUUUAAGUUAGGAAAACUGCUAGACGACGCUGACUAUCAGAAACAAAUUGUGCCAUGCGUAAUUAAGCUGUUCGCGUCCAACGACAGGACGACGAGGUCGCGACUGUUACAGCAGCUGGACCAGUUUAUAAUGCACCUUCAGAAUUCCACUGUGAGUAGUUCUUUUCGUCAAAUUACUUCAACAUUAGUAGAUAGAUACUCUUUCAUGCACAUCACACAAAACUACUAUAAUUUCCGCUCUAGUUAG